Molecule: messenger RNA, 1411 nt
Organism: Hordeum vulgare subsp. vulgare (domesticated barley)
Lineage: Eukaryota; Viridiplantae; Streptophyta; Magnoliopsida; Poales; Poaceae
Product: probable carboxylesterase 2
Exons: 1
Coding region: 199-1341 (380 amino acids)
Molecular function (GO): hydrolase activity
Source: RefSeq, a predicted model, not a curated record
UGCUGGCGUGCCGCAUGGCAUGGUGAUGGUCCUGGACGGCCGGACCUUGCCAAUGCCACCACACAAAAUCUUAUCUGUUAGCACUGUUACUGCAUCCAAGCCGGCCUAAGCAUAGAGCAACGCCUGUCUCUUAUCUGUUUGCCUGUUACCACACCCAAGGCCCAAGCAACACCCGGACAAGAAGAGCACUCGGCCUCCAUGGCCAGCACCAUCAGGAACGGAGUCGCCGUCUGCACUGCCUGGGCGGCCACCCGACCUUGCCGCCGGCUACCACCGGAUCGGACAAGAAGGUCACCCCAACUCCAACGGCCUUCCCUGUCGACCACAUUCUCGCCUCGAAUUAGAUGCCCGGGCCUGUGGCGUUCGAGAGCUCGUUCCACCUCAGAACGCAAUGAUGCCGCCGCCGACGACGACCAAGUGCUGCUAGAGGCCCCGGGGAGCUUCCGCAUAUACAAGAGCGGGAAGAUAGACCGCCUCAACGACCCCACCAUCCUGCCCGCCGGCGUGGACGAGGCCACCGGCGUCGCCUCCGAAGACGUCGUCCUCGACGCGGCCACCGGCCUCUCCGUGCGCCUCUACCUUCCCAAGAAGCUCCAGGACACCUCCGCCAAGCUCCCGGUCGUCGUCUACUUCCACGGCGGCGCCUUCCUCAUCGGGUCGGCCAAGGACCCCACGUACCACAAGUACCUCAACGCCCUCGCCGCCGCGGCGGGCGUCCUCGCGGUCUCCGUCGACUACCGCCUCGCCCCGGAGCACCCGCUCCCGGCCGCCUACGACGACUCCUGGGCCGCGCUCCGGUGGGCGGCCUCGGCGCAGGACGGCUGGAUCGCCGACCACGGCGACGCCUCCCGGCUGUUCCUCGCCGGCGACAGCGCCGGCGCCAACAUCGCGCACGACAUGCUCGUGAGGGCGGCGUCCGAGGACGGCGGGCCGAGGAUCGAGGGCGCGAUACUGCUGCACCCGUGGUUCAGCGGGAACGCGGCGAUCGAGGGGGAAGCCCCGGCCGCGGCCAAGGUCACCGGGCUCCUCUGGUCCUACGCGUGCCGGGGGUCGGCGGUGGGCGGCGCCGACGACCCGAGGAUGAACCCGCUGGCGCCCGGCGCGUCGCCGGCGCUGGAGAGGCUCGGGUGCGCGAGGAUGCUGGUGACCACGGGGCUCGAGGACGGGCUCGCGGCGCGCAACCGCGCGUACUACGACGCCGUGGCUGCGAGCGGGUGGCGCGGGAGCGCGGCGUGGCUGGAGCUGGAGGGGGAGGGCCACGUGUUCUUCCUUGGGAAGCUCGAGUGCGACAACGCCAAGCGGCUUAUGGAUCGCGUUGUGGCGUUCAUAGCCGAGGCAUGAGUUGGGCGUGUAAAAUGUGCAUCGCUCGAGCGUGUUUGGUUGCCUUCUCAAACAAUGCAUGUACUUUAUA